AUGUCAUACAUAUACAGAGAACGCGAUAGAGAGCGUGAUUGGGACGAACCUCGUUCUAGCGUCUCAAUCAAGCGUUACGUCAUUCCUCCUGAAGAUGAGCGAGAGCGCGACUAUCUCGUUCGCCGCGAGGAUCCUUAUACCGGGGAUCGAGAACUGAUGGUUCGGCGCUCUACCGACCACCAUGACGACCCCGUCCUCGUCCGUCGUUAUGAACGUGACGUCGACUACGAGCCUCGCUAUCGCUCCGAGCGAGAUUACUACGAGCCUCGAGGCCCCAUCUACAUCAACCCGCGCGAAUCCGACUACGAUGUUGUCCACCGAUCAGAGGUUGAUAGAGACCCCCACUAUCAUCACCGACGUUUCCGCGAGUAUGAGGAUGACCGUCGCCUUCGCCGAGAGCUUAGUCCCGCCGACUCGAUCUCCCAGGCUAGCCGUCGGCGUGAUGACCAGGACUACAGCAGUGAUGACAGCAUGGUUUAUGUUCGCAAAGAGACCCGUGAAUACGACGACCACCCACAUCACCGACGCCACCUUGCUGAGGGUGCUCUGGUUGGUGCAGGUGCUGCUGAACUAUACCGUAGCCAUCGGAAGAAGGAAGGCGAAGAGGUGUCUGAUGGCGCGGGUCGUCUCGGCCGAACCGUAGGCGCUGGUGCUCUAGGAGCUGUUGCCGUCAAUGCGGCCUCGCGGGCCAGAGACUACUAUCGCAGCAAAAGCCGGCACCGUUCUCAUUCGUUUGAUGACGACCACGGCUCUCAUCAUCACCGUCGUCGCCGCCGCCAUCGUCAUGGCCAUAGCCAUAGCCACAGCCGUCGGAGUCGCAGUCGAAGCCGCUCACAUUCUCACUCCCGAGCCAAGACCUUGACAGAACUUGGCCUGGGUGCUGCUGCUAUAGCCGGUGCUGUCGCUCUCGCACGCAGUAAAUCAAAGUCAAAAGAUGACAGGCGCAGUCGCUCCCGCCGUCGUACCUCUAGCAGGAGCAGGAGCAGGGCAAGGUCGCGAACAGGCGAUGGCGAUGGUGACGAUGACGAGACUCGAAGUCAGUCACAGCGGAGAAAGCACAUGGCGGGAGCCGGUCUGGCAGGCGCCGCGGUAGCUGGCCUUGUGGAAAGGGCCCGCAGCCAUUCGCGUUCUCGCAAAGGUGAACGGUCUCGGUCUCACAGCAGAUUCCGCCAGGCCCUCCCUGUCGUGGCGGCUGGUUUAGGAACAGCAGCUGCCACCGGCCUGUAUGAAAAAAGCCAGGACCGAAAGAAGGAAGGCGAAGAUGGGUCUAGGCACAGAGAACGGCGGCGAUCCAGGUCCAGAAGCAGGACCCCGUCAGAAGUUUACCCAGAUCCUUCACGAGACUCAGCUGGCCUUAUCGAGUAUGGCCGCGAUCCAGUUCAUGGAAGCAUCCCAACUGCAAACUACUAUGGCAGAUCACCGUCUCCGUCCGGCUAUUACUCCGAUGCCACCGAUCCCGUGGCUAGUGGUGCUGCAGGAUAUGGCUCUUCAAGAAAUCGGGACCGUAGCCGCAGUCGCAGCCGCAGCCGCAGCCGGGGUGUCAGAUACGGCAGUACAUCGGACUCAGACCAGGACAGUGGUAGACGACGAAAGAGUCACCACAGGUCUCGCGACCUAGCAGGAGCUGCCCUGGCCGCCACAGGAGCGGGAUAUGCAGCUCACAAAUAUUCACAGCGGAAGGAUCGUAAGAAGGCUGGUCAGGAUAGAGACAGACCUGGGUAUGAUGACGAUAAUGUGAGCCGGGAUCCGUACGAAGAGUCGUACAACCCCGAGCCCUACCCACCUUCUCCCCCUGCCGCGCCUCAGCAGCAAAUCGAUGAUCGCCAGUACUACCCUAAUACCAACUACUUUGCGCCGCCCCCGAGCUCAGCUCCUCAUCCGGCGAGCAAUGGAGCACCGUAUCGCCCAGCAGACUAUCCACCACCUCCUGGAGCAGCUCCGCCCCCGCAACCGUAUGGGUAUCCGCCUCCUCCAGGACCAGAUCCGUAUGCGCCCCGGCCCCGAAGGGCAGAUGAGAAUGUGAGUGCUGCACAAAACUGGCCCUUCCCCACUGCUAAAUACCACACACAAGAUGGUCUAGAAGCAUUCCCUCCCCUCGGAACGCCGCGUGCCAAAAAACGGAGAUCACGCGCUGUUAGCCAUCCAGCCCUGCCAAAAUCUGUUUCUUUUGACCUGAAUUCGGGGACCUCGCACGAUCGCCAAAUGGACCCGGGUUACGAAACUGAUGAUAGUGAUUCAACGAUUGGCUCAUUGAAAGGCGAUCGUCAGCAUGGCUACCAUCGCCGCUGUUCUUCCGAUCCAUAUUCUUCAAAAUCCAAUACUAAAUCUAGACCCGGUGGUGGAUCUUCUACUACCUUGGAUGCUGGUAAAAACAUCGGAUCUGACUCGGAUUCAACUAUCGAUUUGCCGGCUCGAUUCGACUCGCAAGGUAAACUGUUGCCACAGCGGGAAAAUGAUCCAGUGGUAGAUAGAUUGGAGGAUUUGAUUAGAGAUAUCAGUAAGGUGUUAUUCUAA
Messenger RNA from Aspergillus wentii DTO 134E9, 2514 nucleotides. RefSeq lists its product as uncharacterized. The transcript is spliced from 4 exons. The record is from RefSeq and is a predicted model, not a curated record. The coding region runs from base 1 to 2514 and encodes 837 amino acids. NCBI's taxonomy places the organism in Eukaryota, Fungi, Ascomycota, Eurotiomycetes, Eurotiales, Aspergillaceae.